AUCUUGUUUAAGAACUUUACGAAAAAAUUUUGAAAAUUUCCACGUUUAUCAAUUUUGACAUAAAUAUUACUAUGUAGUAGUGCUAAAACUAAACAUUUCAUAUCAUACAUACAUACUAAAUUUAUUAGGAUUUUUUCAUAUAAAAUACUUAAUUUAAUCCUGUGAUGAAUAUAAAAAAUUUCGAAUAUGAUUGCACAAAAAAAUGUAAAAAUAUCAAACAUGGACAGAGCGUAACCACCGCAUUAACGAAAAGAUCAAUUGAGGAAAAUAUUCUUGCAACCUAUAUAAGCAAACUCUGUCAAAACUUUGCUGACAUUCGUGAUUAUUUAGGUAGAACUGGACUACACAUUGGGUCUUCGACAGGCAAAUAUAAGUUAUGUGAAUGGCUUUUGAAUAACGGAGCAUCAAUCAGUAGUAAAGAUAACGAGUCUGGAAGUAGUGCUCUACAUAGAGCAUUGUUCUAUGGAUGCAUUGAUUGUGCUGUUUUACUAAUAAAAUAUGGAUCAAGUCUUGACUUAUUGGAUAAUGAUACAUGCCGACCAUUUCAAAAUAUAUGCAAAAUGAAAGAAAUUGUAGUGAAUGCCCCAAAUUUUAACGAACUUCUUGUGUGGGGCAGUAAUAAGAAUUAUAAUCUAGGUUUUGGUAAAAACGAUUUUGCAAAUAUUCCCCAAUUUAUAGAUGUAUUUCGAAAAGAUAACAUAUCUAUAACUUCAUUUGCACUUAGUCCUUUUCAUGGUAUGUUUCUUGACAAGAAAGGUCAUUUAUAUGCGGUUGGUUCUGGUUCAAAAGGUCGUUUAGGUGUUAACUCAGAGAAUGAUGUGGCUGUGCCAAAGCGAGUGAACAAAAUAAAUAUUAAACAUUCUGAAGAAAAAAUCUCAAAGUUAUCGAUUUCGAGAUAUCAUUCAAUGAUCCUAACAAAUAAAGGAAUUGUGCAUGUUUGUGGUUCCAAUGAAUUUAAACAGUUAGGAAUCAAACCCCCACCGGAGAAAUUAUUAGCAUUCAAGGAAGUUCCAUACUUUCACCAAUGCGCAAUAAAUGAUAUUUUAGGAAUUUCAGCUAAGGAUUUUUAUUCAAUAGCUUAUACAAAAGCUGAAAUAUAUAUUUGGGGAAAGAAUUUAGGACAGUGUUCCAGUAUCGGUCUUGAAGAAAUUUUACUGCCAAAACAGAUUCAAAUCCCGGACUGUAAAGAAAUUGAAUUUGUGGAAGCGUCCAAUUCUGCAUUAGCGAUAUCUACUACAGGAAAACACAUAUUUUUAUAUUACAACUAUAAAAUUAAAGUUAUUAAACCACCCGUUCUAGAAGCUGUGAAAAGCUUGUCUUUAUAUGAUCCUGAAAUACAAAAAACAAAAAACAGAUCUAAAGAAAAAUCUCAACCAAUUUUAAAACUUCUACUGCUUAGUGACACCAAUGUAGUCUACAUUUGGUACGAAGACGUUCAGCAAUUUUUAAGAUGCUCCUUUUCCCCUUUUAAGUUGUCGGUCAUAGAUAAAAUUUUUUUUAAACAUAAUCAGAUUUUUCUUAUGUCUCAGGGAGAUGUGUUUGUUGGAAAAUGUAAUAAAAUACCAAUAUCAAACAUUAUAAAAGAAAGCGAAACAGCAUGGCUCUCAAGUAAUCAAACCAAAAAGGAUAUCAAUGGAGAUUAUAAAAUACGCAUUGAAUUAGCACGUGUCGAUGGCAUAGACAGGGCUGUAGAUAUUUGUUGUGAUGAGAGUUUUGAAUCUUUUGCUGUACUACAAGAACACUCUAGGAAAUAUUUUGUUUUGCCAAAACUACAUUCUGAAGAAUACAACUUUAAAAAAUUAUUAAAUGAUGUAAGCGAAUUCGAUGCAAUACAUGAUAUAGUGUUUCAUAUUGAUAACGAGGUAUUUUACGCUCACAAGUUGAUAAUUUACUCUCGUUCAAAAGGCUUAAAAGAAAUUAUUAUGCAACAAAAUAGUAAAAAUAUUUAUUUAAAUUAUAAGAACUUCACGUCAAAGAUGUUUGAAAUGAUUCUUAAACAUAUUUAUUGCCACUAUUUUUUAACACUAGAUGACAUGGAUGAUAUCAACAACAGUUUUUUAACAAAUUUCAAUGAAAAAGAGUCUCAAGCAUUAGAUAUUUUAAUAGAAGUAGCAGAGAAAUUUACUUUAACGGAUUUUGUCUUGCAUAUCAAAAGUAUAUUGGAUUUGAACUCGGACAUAAAAGCAUUUGACAAAACAAAAACUAGAUUUACCCGCAUAAAAAGAUUAAAUUUUCCAGAGUUGUAUGAUGUAAAAAUUAAGUGCGCCAACAAUCAAGAACUGUUAGCUCAUAAAUGUGUAUUAGUUACUCGGUUGGAAUAUUUCAAUAUGAUGUUUACAAACAGUUGGUGUGAAACAACUGCCAUUAGUUUAACGACGAUACCAAUUGAGUAUAUGCAACCAAUAUUAGACUUUCUUUACACAAAUGACAUUGAAAACUUUAGGAAACAAAAUUAUAACGAAAAUUUCUUAUACAAUAUGAUAGUAAUAUGUGACCAAUUUUUUAUAAAUCGUUUGCGUAAACUUUGUGAAACAUUAGUUUUAGAAAAAAUUUCUAUCCGAAGAUGUGGUGAAAUGUUGGAAUUUGCAGUCGCUUAUAACUGUGAAAUUUUAAAACGUGGCUGUAUGGAUUUUAUAUGCCAAAAUUUGAGUCGCGUAUUGUUUCAAAGAAGUUUAGAAAUGUGUGAGCCGCAAACAUUAAAAUAUUUAAACAUGCAUUAUCGACAAGUUUUCCAAAAUAUAUUUGAUUUUCGAGUAAUUACCCCUGACAGUGAAGCUAUUAGUGACGAAGAUCUACUGAAAUUUGUAGGUGACUCAAUUGUUGAUUUGGACUAUAAAUUAAAAGAUGAUAUGACAUCUUUAAAAAAUGUUAAAAAAGGAAAGUCUAAAGAAGAAAAAUUUAAAAGCGAUCGAAGGAAUUAUGAAAAAGAUGCAAUAUUAAGUAAAUUGAAAGAAUUAAAUAUGGAAAAUGAGAAAGAUAUGUUAGAUAAAGAAAAACAAUUGGAUCAAAAAGAAAUAAAUCACGUUUUAAAAGAAGCUAAUGAAAUUAAUGAGAAAUUGAUUGCAGAUUCAAGUUCAUGGACGAAAAUAAACAAAAAAGAAGAAACAAGAAAAAAGUCAAUCGGUGGAAAUAUCAAAGCAAAUAAUAUUCUCAAAGAAGAGAAAAAACAAAAAGAAAAUUUUGUUAAUUUAAAUAAAAUUAUAAGUUCUCCUCCAAAUACAAUUACUCGUAAAAACAGCGAAAUUAAAUCAGAAAUUGAAAAUAUUGAAACUAAAGAAUAUACAACGCACCACAGUUUAAAUUUCGGUGAUUUCACACCAUAUAAGAACAGCAAAAUGUCCCAAAAACAAAGAAAACGCUUAUCAAGUGAAACAUCUUUAAAAAGUUUUGAUAGUUUUGCUGCAGAAUUAAGAUCUUCCACCAAACCUAUCGACAUCCCAGUUGAAAAAGCAAGUGUUUGGGGAAACGUAACAACACCACCUAGUAAUUUAGAUCAUUCUUCGUCUUUUUCAGACAUUAUUCGAUCAACUCCUGAUAAAAUUAGACCGAAGUCUUUAGAAUUUUGUGAAACUAAUGCUCAGUCGGAAAACUUAUCUUUUAAAUUUGAUAUCGAUAUUUUAAAUAAUAAUAGUUUUAAAAAAUCGACUGGAGCGACUCCAAAGCAAAAUUCGAUUAUGUGUUCAUCAAAGCUCAAUCAAAUUCUUGAAGAAGAAAAGCGUCAAAAAGAAUACUUAGAACAUGUGCGAAGUAAAUCGCUAGUACUAACGCAAAUUGAAGAGAAAGCAAUAGCAGAAUUGGGAAAAUUUUAUAACGUCGAUAAUUGUGAAGACGAAAUCAUUACAAUAUCUCGUAGACCAGUUCAUAUUAAUUUCAAUUUGCCGACCUGGCAAAAGAACUAAAUAUGGAAAAUAAAAAUUUCAGUGUUUGCUUACAAUUUUACAGCUGGUAUGAUACAUUAAAAUAAGACAAAAAGUAUAAGAAAGUUGUAAAUUUGCAAUACAAAAAUGUAUUUGUAUGUAUAUGUAUGUGGAUUCAUUUUUGGUAAUUAACCAAAUUUUGAUUUAUUAUAAGUUUGCAGGUAUAUACUGUAUAAAGUAUAUGUACUAUACAAUUACUGUGUUUGAAUCAUACUUUAUUUUGUUCUAAUAAUUUAAUCUUGUUAAGAUACACUGUGGCAAUUUUAUAACAGGUUUUGAUGUCAGAAAUAAGAUAACUUAAGAAAUAGUAAGUACUACAUUUUAAUUUAUUUAAUUACAAUUUCAUCGGCUUUUAGAGUAAUUCUUCAAUUUAAGAUUGUAUUAUUUUUUAUGAUACAUCAUCCUCAGCUAUACAGAACUAAUAUGUUCCGAAAAUCUUGUCCGUAAAUCGCAUCUUUUUACUUACAUGACGUUACAACCACAUACAUACAUAUAUUUUUACCUAAACUUAUAUAAGUACAUAUAUUUCUCUUAUUA
Molecule: messenger RNA, 4454 nt
Organism: Condylostylus longicornis
Lineage: Eukaryota; Metazoa; Arthropoda; Insecta; Diptera; Dolichopodidae
Product: inhibitor of Bruton tyrosine kinase-like
Exons: 8
Coding region: 165-3899 (1244 amino acids)
Molecular function (GO): protein binding
Source: RefSeq, a predicted model, not a curated record